CAGUGACGUGUCCAGAAAGUGUCAAACAGAAGGAUGUAAAAAUGAUCGAAAACUACCUAGACAAAGUUACAGAGAUAUUUCUUAGUCGCCCGAAGCUGCAGUUUGGAUAAUUUCUCCACUGGGAUACCCGUUAGGUUUAGUUUUUUUUUAGGACUAACAACUCGUCUUUGUCUGAGCAACGGAAAAUCGGUUUAACUCACUUUUGUACCCGCGUCAUUGACCGUCGAGCUAACUUAGUUAGCGACGCUUGUGCUAACCAGAGCUGAGUGCGGAGACUUCAGAAAUGAUAACCGGCUCUCACUAACAUGUAGCUCAUGUCAACCUGGAAGCCUUAAUCUUAGUUAGACCAUUAGGUUAGUUUUCUUUUCCUCUCAUCUCUUAUUAACUUAAGUAGCUUUUCCGCCCGGUCUCCAGCCGGGUAGCUGGCAGCAGGAGGACAGAUACCCAAAGGAGAGGACGAUGUCUCGGCGGCGGCUGGACAGUCGUAGCGGGCUGUCUGCGGGACUCCUCGGAGAAACACAGACCCCAAUCAGCACCGACCCGCUCGAAAGUGUCUAUGAAAUCACCGGAGAGCUCGGAAGAGGGAAGUUUGCCGUGGUCAAGCGCUGUGUGGAGAAGGCCACGGGGAAGGUGUUUGCUGCCAAGUUCCUGCGGAAGAGGAGGCGAGGCCGUGACUGUCGGGCAGAAGUCAUUCAUGAGAUGGCCAUCCUGGAGACGGCCCGUAACAACGCCCGAGUGGUCAACCUGCACGGUGCUUAUGAGACGGAUCAUGACAUCGUCUUAGUGCUGGAAUAUGCUGCAGGUGGAGAGAUAUUUGACCACUGUGUUUCUGACGAGCUGCUGCCGGAGGCCCAGAUCACCCGACUAAUCAGACAAACACUGGAGGGAGUCCACUACCUCCACCAGAGCAACCUGGUGCACUUAGACCUGAAGCCGCAGAAUAUUCUCCUGACCAGCCUGUCCCCUCCAGGAGACAUAAAGAUCGUAGACUUUGGCCUGUCACGCAGACUGGGCGUGGUCGGAGAGCUCCGAGAGAUUCUUGGCACGCCUGAGUAUGUGGCUCCAGAGAUCCUAAAUUAUGAGCCAAUCACAACAGCGACUGACCUAUGGAGUGUGGGUGUCAUAGCCUACAUGCUGGUGACGGGUGAGUCUCCAUUCGCUGGGGAUGACAAGCAGGAGACGUAUCUGAACGUGUCCCAGGUCAGUGUGGACUACGGCUGCGAGGCCCUCUCCAGGGUGUCCGAGCUGGCCGUGGACUUCAUCCGUAAGCUGCUGGUCAAAUCCCCAGAGGACCGGCCCAGCGCUGCAGAGUGUAUGAGCCACCCCUGGCUGUGGCAGCAGCAGUUCUGCCUGAGCCCCGAGCCCGCCACCACCCGGUCUGUCAGGGAGAGAAGCUGUGGCACAAAGUGGGGCGCCCCGCCCGAAGACCCUGAAGACAAGGAGAACUUCCUGGAGUCGCCCCACUCUCACGCAAAAAGGUUCCGCUCGGAUGAGGAGACGCCCGCCGCUGGAGACGGUGACUUUUGAACCAUUCCUGUAACGAUGGGGUGAGGGGAGCACCUCUCCCGACUGAGCUUUUAAAUAGUUUUAAACUUCCAGAAUACCAGCUGCCCAACACUCAGAAGUACUUACUUAUUUACCUUACCCCAACAUCGUCCACUCAGACCAAAGAUAACCAGAUAAAUAUUGAGAUCUAUCGCUGUUAAUGUGUGUAAAAAUUGUACAGCACAUCUCAGCUAAUGCAGCGUGUGUAACUUUAAGUAUUUAAUACCUUUCAUUGUUUCAUUCUCUGGUAUUUUUCUUUGUUUAGUCGUACUGAUGAAGGCUUGUGUUGAGUAAUUCUAGGGAAAUCUAUGCAAUACUUCUCUUGUGCGUUUUAAAUGUUUUCUCUGUUUUCUUUUCUAACUUCUUAGCACUCUGCCUUAAAGUCGCAGGUGAAGUGUUCUCAGUCAGCAGCACGGCUCGCUGCGUAACUGCUGCACCUGUUCUUCAGCAGAAAUAAGAUACGCAGACUUUUAUCACCGAGGAGGGAAUUCUUUUUCACAGUCAUAAGUUCGACUUCUAUAUAAGAGAUAAGUGCCACUGCGAUGAGGAAGUGUGAUAGUGUGCUCAUUUACAUGUUAGAAUGUAUGUUAGAGAAUAAGGGACGGUACAUGCUGCUGUCUCCUCACACCUCUGUAUCUGAACUACCUGAAACAUUGCUGAAAUUCAUGUCGAAAAGAAGCCAGCAGAGGGGCUGAAUAACACAAGAAUAUAACAUUCCUUUUAUGUUUGCAUUCCCUCAAAGUCUUUCAUAUUCUCCAUGUCUGCAGCAGCAUGAGGAGUUUAACCUGAGCUCAGCAUGAAAAUCACUUCAAGAACUCCUAGCAGAGCUUCCUACUGAACAGCUGUGCCUUCCACAUUUGGAAGAACGUUUGUAUUCAGGUUAUUAAACAUGUUCUUGAGUAAUGUGAUGAAUUCCUUAUUUUCAAUUCCAGGCCUUACGUUUUUACAGAUGUUGGCCUCAGAAUAACUCGUAUGUGCAAAGUGUCUUCAGAGUGACCACACUCCAUUGACAAAAGCGGUCAUUUCUACCAUGAGGAACACAGGAGUUUAUAUUCUACCUAUUAUCAUAUCUAUUUGAAUAUCUUAUGAUGACACAAAAAUCCCCUCACUGACCUCAUCAGCUGAGUACUUUGUGAUCCUGUGAUCUGCAAAGUUAAAGGACUGUUUCUGUCAGUGGAGACUGGUGACUUUAGGAGAGCAAGGGGGUUUCUUGUAAAAAUGGUGUUGUUCCCCCACCCUGAAUGAGCUUGGUAUUAGUCAACUACUGGAGUCAUUUCCAUUUUUGUACCUAUAAGUCAUUAAGACCCUAAAAGAUGAGUAAGGGGCCUAGGUUUGAAAAUACCAGAAUAACCCUUUAACUGAGAGGUUUUUUCCUGAGCAUGGUAUUCAUGGCAUUCCAGUUUAUCCCUCCAUAGUGUGAUAGAAACUUAAAACUGUAAUGUCUCAACAAACCUGUGACUCAUGCAGUCUUUCACAUGCCACACCCGCAUGUACUCAAAGGAUUUCCUCACAGAGCUCUAAGUUCCCCUUUGUCAGCGGUCAGCAGUGAAACACAACUCUAGCACUUACUUCACGUAUAGAGCUGAUAAGCAAACACACGAGCUAUUUAUGAAAGUCUGUUAGUUUGUGAGUCCCUGAGAGGUUCUCUGUGUUGUUCAGUCCCUCACCAAAGCCAUGCAGAGUGCGCUCAUGAAACCGCUGCUCUGUUCUCCCGGGCUCAGGCUGCCUGAAGUUUCGUACUCCUGUCGACCUCUCCUCAGGGCGUGCUGCUUCUCUCUCUCUCUCUCUCUCUCUCUCUGCUCACUGUGUUCUGUAUUCUUAUAGGCCUGUUAUUAUUUAUGUGCUGGACUUAUACUUUAUAUUUGUAUAUAUAUUAUGCUCUCGUGUCUUAUGAGGAAGUGUUGAGAUCAUGGUGGGAGAAUGAGGAUGAUCAUGCUGUUAUUUAAAAACAAGAAAACUACCGGGGUUGUAGUGAAUUCAGUAAUCAUUAAAAAAAACUGUUAAGAAUUGGAAGGUGAAAGCAACGCUUAGAUUGAAGGUGGUACUGGGAGGUGAAGAAAAUGUGGAAAUGGAUGAGGAGUCAGAUGGUUUGAAUAAAGGAAGGAGGAGGAAGAUUAAAACCCGAUGAAGGAAUUAGGAUGUGUUCAAAGGAAGUAUUGAGAGGAAUAGUUCAACAUUUUUUACAAAUAAAAUAAUAAAUAUUUCUUAAAAAUGUCAAACUAAUCCUUUGAAAGGGGAUUCCGUAUUUCUUUUAGACUGGGUCCAAUUUGUUUUGACAUAUUUUGGGGUCUAAAGGCAUAUAGGUACAAAAAUUGUCUCAUUGUUCCAGGAGGUUUCUUCAGGCAGAAGCCGUGACACAGACGAUAACGUCUUUAAUAUAAACCUGGGAGAAGAAUUAAACCAAUCCAAUUAUUAAACUAAAGGGCACGUUUCUUUCACAGAUGGGUUAAGAUUUCCUUUUUCAGUGAGUGUCAGUAGUCAUUUAGACCCCCAAAUAUUUAUAAAAAUGGAUCCUGCUGUCAAAAUACUGGAAUUCCUCUUUAAGUUGUUGUUGGUUGUAAAGAUAUGUUGGUAUGAAAAGGCUUUCAGGCUGAUGAGGAAGUAGGAAGGGUGCAGUUUAAGAAAGAGAUGAAGCGUGACCGGAUCAGUGUAUAAUGUGAAAUAUGAGGUGCUAAUCAGUCUUUUGUUGUCGUAAAAAAAAAAAAAAAAAACACCUCACCUCUACUAAAAAGCAGCGCUAACAUCUCUGAUUGCUCUUAAUCUCCAGUGAAACAUUCCUCUCUCUGCUCCGAGGUGCCAAGCACAAUGAGACCACAUUGUGUGUUUUUGUUUGUUGUUGUCACCAGCUGGUACAACGGCCUUUGUGUGGGGGAGAUGGGCGUCUCCAGCCACGGCCAUGCUCUCACCCGUAUGCUGUCAUCCUUCAAAACUGGAACACCACACUGUAAAAAAAAAAAAAAAAAAGAUCUCCGAGGAUCUCAUAGGGCCUGUAGUAAGAAUGUUUUCUAGGCUGGCUCCAGAGUGUAAUUUAUCUCUUCAGCUACUGUGUAAGAAAAUAAGCUUGAAACUUAUUUCAUCUCAUUUAUUUUCAGUUGGUCUCUUGUAUUGAAAUGAUCUAAGUCCAGACUGUAAUAGUGCAGCUUGAUACAGGAAGUGCACAUUUCUCAAGCUCCUUAUUAACACAUUGUGUUUCCUGUUGCUGCAUCGCCUGCAAAAACAAGAUGUCAGAGUUGACAGUCACUUCACCUCAAUAGAAGACGGACUUGUUUUGCAGUGCAGUGAUGUCAGGGAUCUCACUUUGCAGGAUGACGAAAUGCACCAAGGAUUGGGGACAAAGUGCUGGCAUUGUCCACCUCUGUCACUUGAACAUGACUUAUGCUGUGGUGUCAAUUUUGUUAUUUUGUUCAGCUAUUGUACUGUUAUUUUCAGCAGCUAGUCACUCGGUGACCUCUCUGUGCGUGUGCACGUGUUCAGUUGCUCUUUGUCUGACACUCGGGCGACCAUCCUCUAGAAGUGAAGCAGCAGCUAACAUUCCUGUCUGUUCUCUGUGACCACAGCGAGACUGAAGGAAACUGUAGAUCAGAGUCGAAUCAGACACAAGCACAAGCAAAUAAAUGUUCAAGAGAUGUUUGUUUAUUUUGCAUUUUAUAUAUUUUUUUUAAUGUAUGAGCAUUCUGAUUGCAUCUGAAAUGACUUAAAAAGACUUAAUUUGUAGAAUUGUAUUCUGAUCAACUGCAGGCUAAUAUAUAAGCAUCACAAAGCAAACUGAAAAAGCUCAUUAAAGGUUGUAGAAAUAUCUCA
Molecule: messenger RNA, 5346 nt
Organism: Labrus mixtus (cuckoo wrasse)
Lineage: Eukaryota; Metazoa; Chordata; Actinopteri; Labriformes; Labridae
Gene: stk17b
Product: serine/threonine kinase 17b (apoptosis-inducing)
Exons: 7
Coding region: 460-1527 (355 amino acids)
Biological process (GO): protein phosphorylation; intracellular signal transduction; positive regulation of apoptotic process
Cellular component (GO): nucleus
Molecular function (GO): ATP binding; protein serine/threonine kinase activity
Source: RefSeq, a predicted model, not a curated record